AUGCUCGAUGCUCGAUGCUCGAUGCUCGAUCGUGAGGUUCGCGCGGAUGCAUCGCAAGCCGAUCAGCAGCGCAGUGCCGAAGCGGGCAGGAUCGCCGUGGAUCGACGCAGCGGCCAGCUUGCAGCUCCGACCUGCUUGGCCCAACUCUACCUUGCCGCAAGGCUCUACCUUUGCCUCGGGCCCUGCCGAGACCAACACUCGCCCUCCAACCCGGAGACUGCACUCGAAGCUUUACGCGCCAAGCCGGCGCCGCACCAAGCAAUCCCAAGCAUGUCCGCAUCCACCGCCAAGCCAGCGGGCGUAUACGCCCACCUCCUGCCGCCUUCGUGGAAGGGCAAGAUCGCAGAGUGGCUGCAAGAGGACUGCCCCUCGUUCGACUGGGGCGGCUUUGUGGUUGGCGAGGACACCAAGCGCGCCACACUCUUCUGCAAGAGCGAGGGCUGCCUCGCAGGCGUACCGUUCUUCGACGAGGUGUUCCGCCAGCUCGACUGUACCGUCACCUGGCACUACAAUGAAGGCGACUGGCUUGGCUCGCCCGACGGCAGUGCGGUCAAGAUCGCAGUGGCCACUGUGACCGGCGCGUCGCGCAAGAUCCUGCUCGGCGAGCGCGUGGCGCUCAACACGCUCGCGCGGUGCUCCGGUAUCGCCACCGCCUCGGCACGUUUCUUGGCCAAGGCGAGGAACGCCGGCUAUACGGGCAUCGUCGCGGGCACGCGCAAGACGACACCCGGAUUCAGGGACGUGGAAAAGUACGGCAUGCUCGUCGGAGGCGUCGACAUGCACAGGUACGACCUCAGCAGCAUGGUCAUGCUCAAGGACAACCACAUCUGGUCUACUGGAUCUGUCACCAACGCCGUGCACGCCGCAAGGUCCGCGUGCGGCUUCUCGCUCAAGAUCGACGUCGAGGUGCAGAGCUACGCCGAGGCCGUCGAGGCCAUCACCGCGGGCGCCGACGUGGUCAUGCUCGACAACAUGGACGGCGACACGCUCAUCUCCAACGCCACGCGCCUCAAGGCAGAGUUUGCGGGGAAGCACAAGUUCCUCCUCGAAUCGUCCGGCGGCAUCGACAUCGACAAUGUCCAGCAGGGCGGACACGUCGACAAUGCUAUCGACAUUAUCUCUACCAGCUCCAUCCACCAGUCGACCAAACACGUCGACUUUUCGCUCAAGAUCGACCCCGAGCGCGCGCCCGUGCUGGCGCGCAUUGAUGCGCUCGUCGCCGACCUGCUCCACCAGCUUGCCGGCCAGCUAGACGCCGUGAACCCUGCGCCUCUGCGUCUCUCGACCACGCGCCUCGCCGAGCCAAGCGAGCACGAUGAUAGUCUUGCGCAGCGGAAGGUGCGGCCGGUGAUGUUCCCCACGCGCGCGUCCAGCGGCGUGCGCCGAUUCGCGCAGUACGUGCGGGUGCUCGAGGUGGUACAGGCGAAUCUGCUUGCCGGACGUACGAUGACCAAGCGGGACGUCUACUACUCAUGCAGCGAGGUGUUUGACACGCAGCGCGCGUCGGACUUGGUGGUGGAGCGACUAGCUCAGCUGCUAGGCUGCACGCGUGGGGCGCUGGGGAUCGUCGCCUCGACGCGCGGGCUCGUAUCUGGGUCGAUGCACCUGCGCUCUCCCGACGGUCGUGCUGUCCACUCUGUUCGUGGCGAGACACAGCGUAUACCCGCCGACAUGAGCGCCGCAUGGUCGGUGCACCCCACCUGCCCCGAGGAUUGCCGCGGCCAUGUGGUGCUGGUCGUCGAGAAGGCAUGCGUCUUCCAGCGCCUACUCGACCUCCAACUCGGUAGCGACUUGAUCGUAGUCACGGCGUGCGGAUACGCGGAUGCAGCCACGCUGGAGCUCGUGCGUCUGCUCGCCGCGGCUCCCUGCCCUGCCGGCGUGCGAGUGUGCGGGCUGUUCGACGGCGACCCGUACGGCGUGGAUAUCCACAUGCACUACUGCGCCGCCACGCCCAUCCAGUGGCUGGGCGUCGACGCAGACGAGUUUGACCUCGCGCCCCAGACGCACACCGCGCUGCGCGCCGACGAACGCACAAAGGCAAUGCGUCUCCUCCGCCAUCCCUCCCCCGUCCGGGAAACGCACAGACGCCGCUUGACAUCUACGCUGCUUGACGGAUACAAGGUGCAGAUCGACGCCGCAUACACCUGGACCGGCGGCCUAGGCGCGUAUCUCCAGCACAAGCUUCAGCUGUAG
Moesziomyces aphidis is the source of this 2193-nucleotide messenger RNA. Lineage: Eukaryota; Fungi; Basidiomycota; Ustilaginomycetes; Ustilaginales; Ustilaginaceae. The record is from the annotation of a GenBank genome assembly.